This is a messenger RNA of Acanthoscelides obtectus, 221 nucleotides long. Lineage: Eukaryota; Metazoa; Arthropoda; Insecta; Coleoptera; Chrysomelidae. The record is from the annotation of a GenBank genome assembly.
UAUAUUUUUUUUUAUACUCCAACUACCACGAAGGCCUAAGGCCUAAGCACCCAUUGGGGGAUACAUGGGAAAGGGGGAACGCCACACGGACUCUGGCGAGGGAACACGUGUGCAUGCAACAUGGUUCCGCCUACGAGAACAGCCGGGUGGUACCUCCGCGUUCGACAGUCAGAGACCGUCUACCACCUACGGACAAUCACAACAUCCAUAGCAAGAGAAGA